CGUUUCUCCUUUCUUUCUUGUGCACUCAUGCCUCCGAAACGACGUGGCAAGAAGGGCUACACUUUGCCCAAGAAGAGCGUAAUAAUUCGAGGAAAACUGAAGCUCCUCCAGGAAAUGCCUCUAGAUGUACUCUUUGAGAUAUUCUCUCAUCUCGACCCUCUCGACGUCCUGAACUUGGCACGCACAACUAAAACCUUGCGCAACCACAUCAUGUCGCGCUCGGCACGCUUUAUCUGGACCGCCGCCUUGAGGAACGACCCCGAUCUGCCUCCACUUCCAGACGACAUGAACGAGCCUCAAUAUGUCAAUCUAGCAUUCUCAGAGCAUUGCCACGCAUGUCUGGCGAAAACCGAGCUUACUCUGUGGGCCUUCAGGACGCGACUAUGUGGUUCGUGUCUCCAGGAACGCCGCUUCGACGACUACUAUAAAGUGAUCCAGACCAUGGCUGGGCUUCAAGUACAGCAAUGCAACGAACUCGUGCUGCAAGCGGAUGUCAACACAUCGUUGGGAUACCCACGAACGGUAUCGAGUUACGAAGAUGCGGAAGAAGUUACUGCAAAAAUAAACCAGCUGAAAGGGAAAGACGCUGAACGCGAUGAGUACAUUACCAGUCGGAAAGACUUUGUGAAGAAGAGGCAAGAUCACGCCUUUCUCGCAGUCAAGGCGGGGCCAAGAAGAGAUCUACGAAAGAUGGCGGAACGAGACGCUGCACGUGGUAAACGCAAGGACGCCAUCUGUCGACGUCUGGAGCAGAUGGGAUACCGCGAACAGGUGGAAUAUAUCAAUAGCAGUUCACCCACGAUACUUUCCGAACAUCCGCUUGUCAAAUCGGUGGAGAUGCUCACUGACGAGGGUACAACGACUGUGUUGGACUUUGGCUUGCAACUGAUCCAUGCAUUACCAGACUGGAGGCUCAUACAACCCACCCUGUCGCAACUAAUGCAAGAGAUCACAGGGAAGAUGGAACGCAAGAAGCGCAAAGUGUUACUCAAAACCCGGCAACGACACUUUCUUGAAGUCCUCAAGUCUUAUCUUGCCGAGCGACCUUUUGACGAGAUCAACCCUCGGGCGAUCGACUUCUGCGUUAUGCCGAGCGUCAAAGUCAUUCUACUAGAUCGUUCCAAAACUGCCUACACGUCUGAAGAAAGUUUUGAGUCUCUUGUAGCCGACUUGCCUGAACUCUCAGAAGACUGGCGUCUUGCCAAGAUGCAACAUCUUCUCACCUUGCUUCCCUCAGGCGAGUCUAAGAAUCCAACCAUUCUUGAACGCGCGACGACGUUCUUCCGCUGCACGGAAUGUAGCGAGCCAAUCGGAUACCCUCGAGUUCUAGCUCAUGCCUGUCUAACGACCCUUGGACAUGGACACAGAAACCGCGAUGAGGACGACGACGAAAUCCAGCUGUACAGCAACCUCGACUCAGAGCCAUGGGAUGUCGACGGACAGCGAAUCUCAUAUUUCCCGGAGGCGGUCGCGUCGGCUGUGGCUAUUGUCCGUGCUUGUGAGCUAGAUGUUGUUCGCACGACCUUGCAGGACAUGGAAGACGUUCGUGCAUGGCUCGAAUGUCUUUCGUGUCGACACAAGUCUGGCAAGAGCGUCUUCAGGUGGCGAAAAGCGAUUCUCCACGACAUGUACCACACUUCCUCGAAGGAAACUGCCCGUUGGCAGCUCUUGGACGCUGACGAGUCGGAAGCGGCGGAGGCUCUCGAGCAAAAAGGCUAUGGCGUGAACUGUGUUGAUGCACUCGACUUUAUGUGUGCCAAGAUUGGCUGCCGCCAGCCACUAUCUUUCCCGCAAAUGCCUGGCCACAUGUCUAUGAGCCAUGGUAUUGACGAACCAGAGCUUGAUGAGGACUAUGUGCUCCAUGAGGAUGCAUCGAUGCACCAGCCACCUUUCCCGCUUGUGCUUCCCCAUGGGUCGCUGACUCGGAAGCAAGCCAAGCCUACUCGGACAUUAUAG
Mycena indigotica is the source of this 1956-nucleotide messenger RNA. RefSeq names its product F-box domain-containing protein. Gene Ontology annotation, molecular function: protein binding. The record is from RefSeq and is a predicted model, not a curated record. The transcript is spliced from 8 exons. NCBI's taxonomy places the organism in Eukaryota, Fungi, Basidiomycota, Agaricomycetes, Agaricales, Mycenaceae. Bases 28 to 1956 code for a protein of 642 amino acids.